AGGUAGCUACAACUUCCUGAAUUUGGAAAACUUCCAUUAAUGUAGCAGCUAGGAACACUCUCUCCUAAAGCAGUGUGUCGUGGUAUGUCAGUAAUGCAUUUUUUUUCUAGCCAAUACUAGAUUGGAAUCCCUCUCUUGCUCAAUUCAUUGCCUAUUCUCAACAUCCAGUGGGGGUCCUGGUGUUUUUGAUGUGUCACCGGUGCAUAUACCCAAAGCUCUCUUGAAUUUUGGGUUCCUUGAUUGUGGUUGGUUCACACGUAACAACAUCCAUUGCCAUCAGAGCAUUUUGUGCCAAGUUUUCAGAGCAUUUGAAGACCAUGUGGUGUUGAAGACAAUUGGUUGUAGGAUACAUGAGAUAAAUUUAGCUACAUGGGGCUGGGGUUAGACUUCAGAGGGAAUAUCAUGUCCCUUAAAUAAUAUAACUCUAGAUUGACAUUAUAUAACUGCAAGUCUGCAAUCCAAAUGAUAUCAAAAGAAAUUUCAAGCCAAAGAUGCUGUCAGGGAUGUGUGUGGUGAGAAGAGACAUGUGGACUAUUUAACAACAUAGAAUAAGUCAGUUAGAUCAUCCACUUUUCAAGGAAACUUGCAGUGAUCUUCUCAGUUUCAUUAACUCUUGGAAGAUUUAGUCAUAUAAACACAAAGAACCAUUUCAUGCAUAAUUUCAGAAUUCUGUGUAACUUCUGAGGUUCUAUGUGUGAUUAAAAUUACAUAGAAGGGUUAUUUUACUAGUGAAAUGGACAAGUACUUUGAAGGGUUAGAUGGUAGAUUCAGAGUUUCUAUAACAGAUUCAACCAUGAUGAAGAUUCUGCAUUCUGCGAUGGAUAAGGCACAUGAAAGAGUUCAAUCUAAGGAAGGCGUGAUGGGUCGCUUGAAUGAGAUAUCGAAAUUUUAUGAACUUGCGGUGAUGCAAUUAGAGGGAUGUAUGAAGUUUGUUCAAGAAGAAACAGAAAGUAAGACUCUUGAGAGCAGCCAUGAAGACAUUCUCAUGGACUUGACAGAAGUUCGAGAUCGUCUUCAAGGACGCCUCAAGGAAGCAGAGCUAGCAAUCUUGGAGAAGGACAGAGAGUUGGUGGAAAGAUUAGAAAAUGAGUGUAAACUCAGGCAAGAACUAAAACUGAAAGAGGGAGAAUUGGGUUCUGCACGCGCUAGUCUUGAGCUUGAAAGAACAAAAAGUCCCGGCGUUGAGGAUUUCAUUCUUGGCAAUCGAGUAAACGUGGACGAAGAAAGAGAUGAUGCAUUUUAUGAGCUGAAGCAUUCAGUGGAUCAGCAGGUAUGGAAUAUCAAACAAAAACUAGAUCUUGAUCAUAAACUUGAGGAACUAAACGAAAAUAUUGAUGAUCAACAUAUAGCGCAGAUGGGUUCAGACAUUGACAUCUUAAAAGGAACUCUGGACAUUGCUUUUGGAAAUAUGCAGAAUGCCAUAUUUUUGUCUGAAUUGGGUCCAAUAGAGCAGCAAUGGGGGUGCAGCAUUGAGAGGGAUGCAACUGCUAUUUUGAUCAAAGGUUUUAUACGGGAUGUUGAGGAGAAAUUUGAAGCAGAAGUAAGGAGCGAAGUCAAGCAAUCGGUUAGGUUGAGCAAGAAUUUGUCUGAUAUUAUGUCAGAAGUUACAUGUUUGCGUGAUGAACUUGAGGCUUUCAGUAAUCAAUUUGAGGUUCAGGUGAAAAAGAUCAGAGGAAGUGAGGCUUUAUCAUCCAAAGGUAAUCUUGAGUCUAAUGUUCCUCUGAACAUCAAAAGAAGAUCUUUAUCAGAAAACGAUUGCUCCAACAAACCUGACGACUUAUCCUUGAAGGUGAAAGAAGCAAAUCUCAGUGAAGAAGAUCAAAAAGACGAUGGUGGCCACAGUGUAGCUAAGAUCAUAAAGAAUCAUGAAUCAAUUAUACGGAGAAAAAGUGAGGAGCUGAAUUGGUUAAAGCGAGAAUUUCUUCGAGAAAAAUCCUCCAGGAGAGAAAAGGAUCCUGUCAGUUUGAAGAGCAGGAUCCAGGAUGUUAUCAAUAGAUUGGAUGGCUUAAUAAACUUGAAUGCUAGUAUCGAUGAAAUAGUUGGCGAGCAUAAAAGAAGCAUUACAAAGAUAGCUUCUCCACAGAAAAAGCUGUCCAAAUUUUUUGCAAUAGAAAGCAAGAAUUCAGAAACUGAGAACUUCGAUGAUAUCUGGUUGAAAAUGAAUCAAACUUUGCCCUCCAAUGCAGAAAAUUUAGAUUCACCAAGCCAAAUAAAGAUGUUGAAGCAAGAAAUUGAAGAUGCAAAUUUUCAAACCAUGAUCCUGGAGGGGACUUAUAGCACUCUACUAAAAGGUUUGUCAGAUGAAUUUCAGGAUGACUUAUCCUUUGAUGAAUUAAAGAGCUCGAUUAGAGACGGAAUAUACGAAAUAUUUUUCAAAGGAAUGAUUAGUGAGUGUUAUGGAAACAUUGAAAGUCACGAAAAUGAAGCCCGGACCAGAGAAGAGAUCAAAAACAUUGUCUUCAAUGAAAUCUAUUGGGAAUGGAAGGAUGGUAUUGAAACAUACAUCUCUGAAUGCCUUAUUAGAGAAGAGAUAUACGGGAUUGUCUUUGGUGAAACCCUCAGCAAUACUGUGUGUGCUGCUAAUCAUACAAUAGGCGAACUGAAAGAUAUUGAAAUUUGUAUACAUGAAGAGUUGCUUCGAAGUGCAGAAAAUUCACUGAAGGAGGAUGUUUCUUUGGUCUUCAUUAGGGAAGUCAUUGAGGAGUGGAAGAUGGAAGCAGAAGCUUAUGACAUUGAGAUUUGGCUUAAGAACGAAAUCUACCAAUUUAUCGUUGUUGAGGCUGCAAAAGAAACUUUUACUGUUUUUUGUGAAACUGAAGCCCCAAAUCAUGGAAAAUCUUCACGCUCUGAAACGUCUUACAGAGAUCCAGAGGCUAGCAUUGAUGACGCUUUGGUCCAAAAACUUGGCUCAUUACUGAAAUUGUUUGAAGUUCAGGAGGACUUGCUAUUAAGAGCAAGUUCAGAAAUAAAUGAAUGCAGUGCACACCUAGUGUUAAAUGAGCUUGAGAUGUCUCAAGAAUCGUCAAAUGAGAAGCGAAAGAAUUUCUUAUCAGUGAGUAGAAAACUUCAGAAAGCUAUGACACAAUUAGCUGAAAGCAAGUCAGUAUUGCUCAAGUUAGGAUGUGAUAUACGUGUAGCAGUUGAAGAUGUAGAAAGGCUGCAUCAUCAGAUGACUCCGAACGCUGCAUUAGUACAUUACAAGAGACAAUCCCCCUGGUUACUAACAAGUGGAACUCAUAAGCCAUCUGAUCCUGUGAUUACAGCAAUACUAGAAUUUUCACAAGGAAUAAUGCAUUUUGAGCACACAACAGAAGACAAAUUAGGGAUCAACAUGUUGAGGUUGAAAGAAGCGAUGCAUCAUUUCGAUUGGCUGACUGGUUUCGCUGGUUCUCUUAGAAAGAGCGAAUUGCUUUACAGGACGGCUUUUAUGAACAGAUGCCAGAAUCUCCAAAAAGCUGAAAAAGAGGUGGAUCUAUUGGGAGAUCAAGUGGAUAGACUUCUAGACCUUCUUGAGAGGAUAUAUAAAAUCCUGCAUUGCCAUUCCAAGGUGUUGGAACAACAUUUUAAGGUCUCAGAAGUUUUACAUUUGAUCAAGCAAGAACUGACUGAAGAGGUCCCUGUGCUUAGUAAGUGAUCCAAAGAUGGACACAAGAAAGAAACGGCAGAGAAAGAUCCUACCUUGAAUGUCCCUGCAGAUGAAUUUUUGG
This is a messenger RNA of Tripterygium wilfordii, 3707 nucleotides long. RefSeq names its product WPP domain-associated protein. The coding region runs from base 734 to 3634 and encodes 966 amino acids. The transcript is spliced from 4 exons. The record is from RefSeq and is a predicted model, not a curated record. Lineage: Eukaryota; Viridiplantae; Streptophyta; Magnoliopsida; Celastrales; Celastraceae.